CUUUCGUGUUCUCCAGAUUAACCAACGAUGCAGGUCUAUUCUGACUAGAGAAUAAAUACUGUAUAGCCUACAUUUUUUAAAUCAUGCAGCACUUGAAACGAGUCUGAGCAGGGAGAUUGCACCAUGGGUCGCAUACAGGAUCUGUCUAUUAUCUUGGACAACACUUCUGCGGUUUACAGGGUCGGGGAGAGUAUUUCCGGCUCCGUGUCCCUCACGCUAUCCAACUCUACAAAAAUUCCACGAAUAAGCAUUCAUCUGUUAGGAAAGUCUAUGGUACAUUUUGGGAAGGAGCCGAAUGAGGACAAUGACGGUGGUGGUGAUGAUGAUGAUGAUGAUAAAAAUAAGAAAAACGAUGACAGUGAGGUGUACCUAGAUGAGUACAAGAUAAUAUGGGGCGGCGCUGAUGCAAGUACGAUAUUUGCACCUGGAAAAAAUAAUCUUCGUUUUGAAUUCGUAUUACCGUCAAGUUGUUUACCGACUUCUUUCGAGGGUGAGCAUGGGUAUGUUCGAUAUUGGCUAGACGCAGAAAUAGAUCCUGGUCAGUUUACAUUCGAUAAAAAGUCAAGAAAAAUAAUUACAGUGAUAAACAGAGUUGAUUUGACACACCCAACGUACACAGUUAAAAUCAGCGCUAAUAAGGAGAAAGUUAUACGUAAUGCUGGAUGCUGCUCAAAGCAACAUAAAAUCUACUCCAACCUGGUCCUUGAAAGACGCUCAUAUUCUCCAGGAGAGAGCUUAAUAUACAGUGGUGAGAUAAUGAAUAGCUCUAAGAAAAAGGCGAAACCAAGCAUAUCAUUCCACCAGAAAUCAACUUAUACCCGAGAAGAGAAAAGUAAAGUAAUUGAUAAGGUGGUAGCAGCGGAAGACUUACAGACUGUCAACAAACAAGACACGCAGAACUGGACCAACUUCGCUCUACAAAUGCCACCAAUCCCACCAUCAUUCAAAUGCAAAUCCAUUGAAGUAGAAUACUAUCUCAAGCUUUCAUUAAAGGUGUCGAGAUCAAAGGAAAUUUCAGUUUGCAUACCUGUACUAAUUGGAACGGUGCCGUUACCAACGUCGCUGUCACCAUCAGAUAACACUGCUACAUUAAGUUCGUCUUCAUCGUCGUCUGGUUUUGGUAGAAGUAAAAGUAUGAGUACAGAGUUCUUGCUCUCAUCGUCUGCUUCCCACUAUGCGAGUAGUGUAUUCGGACCGGUCGACAUGGAUACAAGUGACAAAGUGAUAGGAGAUUCAAAAUAUAUACCAAUGUACAGCUUUUUUAACCCGACAUAGAAGCUAAUCAUAAUAUACAGAUCUUAUCUAGUUGGUGUCUGUUGUCAUGCAAAUUAAAUAUAAUACAAAUAUGACAAUAAAUGCAUUCUUUACAUUCCUUUCUUUUAUCUUGAUGAGAACAUGUUAUUUACUUGAUCUAUAUGAAAUAAUGAAAUAUAGUACUAUACUGUUCUACAUGCCUGGUAUAAUAUCUUGUUCGACUGCACAUUAGUAUAAUACUCUGAAAACGAUAGUAAUUUCUGUCCAUGUCAUCUUUGGCACUGCAAUCGGUAAUUGAUUUAUAUGCUUAACUGUUUGUGGAUUAAUCACUUUGAUUUUGUAUAAAUCUAAUUUAUUUUUUAAAUGAAACAUAAUAAAAUUGUAAAUAACAUGCAAUUUGGUCCUUGAUGAUCGUGGAUGGAUGGACCAAAUAAAGUGGUGUUGAUCAAAUGCAUUCAUGCCAGACCUGUGGACAGAAACAUAGCAAGCGUCUCUUUAGGUUAUCACUCACGCUAGAGUGAUAUCUGGCCAUGGAUAGACCUAUAACAGGCUUAUGAAAAUGACAAUUGAGCUAAGUUCUUACAAAUACACAGGCACAAGUAUUGAUUUUCUAAUAAUUACGAAUUCGACGACAGUUCUAAGAUUACAUAUUUUAAAAAUUAUAUAGAAAUUGAAUAAUGAGGAUUAUUUAUGACUACUGUAUAUAUAAAAUAAUUUAGUCAUGUAUAUAAAUAUUCAAAUUGUUAAAUAAAUAUAUAAAUGAAUAUUUUCUGUAUUGUUCUAUGCCGAUCAAUGUUAAGCAAAACAUAUACAGUCAAGUUUACUAAAUUUACUAAAACAUUGGUAGGCCUAUAUGAGGAUGAUGACGAUAAUGUUUAGGAUGGUGAUGAUGAUAAUGACGAUAAUGACGAGGAUAAUGAUGUCAGAUGACGAUGACGAUGAUUAUUAUUGUGAUGAUUAUUCAUUUUAAAGAACAUAACUCUAUUAAGUCCAUUUUCUUAAGUAUUUUAUAAGCCUAUCAUGAUUUAAAUAAAUAAAAUAA
Molecule: messenger RNA, 2296 nt
Organism: Anneissia japonica
Lineage: Eukaryota; Metazoa; Echinodermata; Crinoidea; Comatulida; Comatulidae
Product: arrestin domain-containing protein 3-like
Exons: 8
Coding region: 124-1275 (383 amino acids)
Biological process (GO): protein transport
Cellular component (GO): cytoplasm
Source: RefSeq, a predicted model, not a curated record